Molecule: messenger RNA, 2158 nt
Organism: Prunus mume (Japanese apricot)
Lineage: Eukaryota; Viridiplantae; Streptophyta; Magnoliopsida; Rosales; Rosaceae
Gene: ARP6
Product: actin-related protein 6
Source: RefSeq, a predicted model, not a curated record
UAAAACCCAAGUAGUUCAAAAGCGAAUACAAGCUCUAAAUUUUUGUUUGACAUUGGCCUAUUGGUGCAUUUUCAUUUCCUGUUGCAAUGCAUCCUUUAGACCCCUAAUGGCAAAUGCAUAAACCCCAGCGAGUCACUCACACACACUCGCCUAAACCUCAACCUCGCGCCAAAUCAGUCCCAGACCCCCACCACCCAACCCCCUCCACCUGGACAUGCAUCAAAACGUCGUCGUGUUGGACAACGGCGGCGGCCUAAUCAAAGCCGGACUCGGCGGCGAGCGCGACCCCUCAGCCAUAAUCCCCAACUGCGUCUACCGCCCACUCUCCUCCAAGAAAUGGGUGCACCCUUCACCCACCGAGCCCAUGGACCUCACCUCCGCCGCGGUCCGGCGGCCCAUCGACCGCGGCUACCUAAUCAACCCGGAUCUCCAGCGCGAGAUCUGGGCCAAUCUCUUCUCCUCCCUUCUCCGGGUCAACCCGGCCCAAUCGUCCCUUCUCCUGACGGAACCCCUCUUCACCCUCCCCUCCAUCCAACGCGCCACCGACGAGCUCGUCUUCGAGGACUUCAACUUCUCAUCGUUCUACGUGGCCCACUCUCCCUCCCUGGCCCACCUCUACGAGGCCAGCCAGCGGACCUUUAAGGCCCAAUGCAGCCUCGUCGUCGACUGCGGCUUCUCUUUCACUCACGCCGUCCCUGUUUUCCAAAACUUCCCCAUCAACUACGCCGCUAAGCGAAUCGACUUGGGCGGCAAGGCCUUGACCAAUUACCUCAAAGAGCUUGUAUCUUACCGCUCUGUCAAUGUCAUGGACGAGACCUUCCUCAUCGACGACGUUAAGGAGAAGCUCUGCUUUGUUUCCUUAGACGUUGCUCGUGACCUCCAGAUCGCAAAGAAACAAGGGAAGGACAAUGCUUUCAGGUGCACGUAUGUGUUGCCUGAUGGUGUUACGCAUACAAAAGGGUUCGUUAAGAACCCAGAAGAGGCGCAGAGAUACUUGGCUUUGGGAGACGGUGACACACUUGAAGAAGUGCAGGAAAAGAUGGAUGUGGAUCAGAUGGAAGUUACAAACAAGCUGGAGGAUCGAAAGAAGAUUGAUUUAACCAAGAAUGAAUUUGACUUGACAAAUGAAAGGUUCCUUGUGCCGGAGAUGAUCUUCCAUCCUGCUGAUUUGGGAAUGAAUCAGGCUGGGCUAGCGGAGUGCAUAGUUCGAGCUGUCAGUUCCUGCCAUCCUCAUCUUCAGCCUGUACUCUAUGAAAACAUUAUUUUAACCGGCGGAAGCACACUAUUUCCUCGACUUUCUGAUAGACUAGAGAAGGAGCUGCGGCCUCUUGUUCCUGAUGACUAUCAAGUGAACAUAACUCCUCAACAAGACCCCAUACUAGGUGUUUGGCGAGGAGGAUCUCUUUUAGCAUCAAGUCCUGAUUUUGAAGCAAUGCGUGUCACCAAGGCUGAUUAUGAGGAGCUUGGAUCUGCUCGAUGUCGCAGGAGAUUCUGUUAAUCUUGAAGGCACCUUUGUGGAAGCGAAUAGUCCGUGAGGGAUAAUGCAGCUGCCUAUGCAUGUCACUUUUGUUGUCAACACUGAAGAAAAAGUAGGUAAGAAGCAGGCUUGGCAGCUUGGUUAUGAGAACUGAAACCUGAUUGUCCGCCCUUGUCAUACUCAUGAGCGUGCUAAAAUGAAAUGCUACAUACAUUCUGCCUUCCCCGACCCCUUUUAUUUAUUUAUUAAUUUUUUAAUCGAUGUCCAGAGGAAGAUUGAGGUUCGAUCCCUUCGCUAUAGAAUCCUCCCUAGACUAUCCAGGAAAGCUAUUAUUUAUGUGGAAUGGGCAAACUCAAGAAAAAGACGUAAAAAUAUUAAGAUUUAAAAUUUUGAUCCGGAAGAGUUCAGGAGAUGGUGACUCCUCGGCCAUUGUAAGCUACAUUGCAGUGUCUUCUAAAUCAAGACCUAUCUGAUUCGAGCUUUGCCUCCAGUAUGGAGUGGACGCGCAGAACACCUUGGUUUGUUCAUGUUUGAGAUACCUUGGUUAUUCUUGUAGAAGAAAGAUACUUGUUCUAACAUGUUACCUGCGACAUAUUUAUCUUGAAUCGUCUUUUAAACAUAAAAAUACUGCAUCCCUAUACUUGUAUAAAAUUGCUCUCUAAUACGUAGGAUAUUUUAUUA